Molecule: messenger RNA, 1451 nt
Organism: Chelmon rostratus (copperband butterflyfish)
Lineage: Eukaryota; Metazoa; Chordata; Actinopteri; Chaetodontiformes; Chaetodontidae
Product: piwi-like protein 2
Biological process (GO): regulatory ncRNA-mediated gene silencing
Cellular component (GO): P granule
Molecular function (GO): piRNA binding; protein binding
Source: RefSeq, a predicted model, not a curated record
AUGCCUGUGCUUGGAGUAGGAAGAGGAAUCCCUCUCCUUCCUUCUUUUUCUCCAGGUCCUGUUGAGUCCUUUUCUCCAGCCUCUGAGCAACAAGCAGUCCAACACGCUCAGACUUCCCACACAGGAGCCAAGCCCCCGAUGCCCACCACUCCAGAAGUGCUGGAGCUUUCCACUGUUGCACCAGCAAAGAUGGAGCUGAAAAUGGAAGCCGUCUGUGAGCCACCUGAUAAGGCUGGAAUAAAAGGAACUCCUGUAACCAUUGGCUCAAACCACAUCCCGAUUCUUUGCAAGAAUGAAGCUGUGUAUCAGUACCAUGUUACAUUCACUCCAAAUGUUGAAUCGAUGAGAAUGCGCUUUGGCAUGAUGAAGGAUCACCGCUCGACCACAGGGGAAGUAGUAGCUUUUGAUGGCUCCGUCCUCUACCUGCCUGUUAAGCUUAAUGAGCCCAAAAUGCAGCUCGUAGUGUGCAUCAUGGUCGGCAACAGAGACGAUCUCUACAGUGCCAUCAAGAAGCUCUGCUGUGUCAAAAAUCCCAUCCCAUCCCAGGCUAUCAAUGUGCAGACAAUUUCCCAUCAGCACAAGUUGAGUGUUGCCCAAAAGAUACUCCUGCAGAUAAACAGCAAGUUAGGAGGAGAGCUGUGGACUGUCAGUGUCCCUCUGAAACACUUGAUGGUGGUUGGAGUUGAUGUGCACCAUGACACCAGCAAAGCUCAUCAGUCAGUCAUGGGCUUUGUCGCAAGUAUAAACAGCUCACUGACCCGCUGGUACUCCAGAGUAACUUUCCAGACACCCACCGAGGAGCUGAUCAGUGGCUACAGAGUUUGCUUUCUGGCCGCACUGCAGAAGUACUACGAGAUGAACCACAACUUGCCAGAGAAGAUUGUGGUGUAUCAAGAUGGUGUGUCACACGGUCAGCUGAUGAUGGUGGAGCAGUACGAGAUCCCACAGUUGUUGAAAAGCUUUGAGAAUUUCCCCAGCUAUGAGCCCAAGCUGGUCUUCAUUGUGGUCCAGAAGCACAUCAGCACCACCCUCUACUCCUGCACUGCAAACAACAUUGGCACACCUUCAGCUGGAACUGUUCUGGAUCACACCCUCACUCAAAAACACUGGGUGGACUUCUAUCUGAUUGCACAUCAUCACCAGGGCUGUGGACUUCCCACACACUACAUCUCUUUGUACAACACAGCAAACCUCACACCAGACCAUUUGCAAAGGCUGACUUUCAAGAUGUGCCAUCUGUGCUGGAACUGGCCGGGAACAAUUCGCGUUCCAGCACCGUGCAAGUACGCCCACAGACUGGCUUACCUGUCUGGCCAGUACCUGCACUCUGAGCCAGCCAUCCAGCUAUCAGACAAGCUCUUCUUCCUUUGAGCUGCACCAGUUACUGCCAUGUGUCGCAAUCUACCCCUCUGUCCUUCCCUUCAACCACGUUCCAUCCCAUUCUCACUCAU